AUAUAUGUAUCUGUUCCCAUCACGGGAUACCUGGCGCUUGGAUCGGCACCUUCCGAUCCUAAUCCAUGCGGGGGCCAUGCCUUAAGCCGCACUAUAUAUUCAUUUAGAAAUUGGAAGCUCCAGUCACUUGCUUAGUUCAUAGUUAAUUACCUACUUACUUCGUUUUCAAAGUCAGCAAAGAUGUGCACUUUGGGCUCCCAACCUCCUUUUAUAAACCUUUCUUCACUCUAGUGGGGAACAAAUAAUUGCAGUUUUGACUCCAUAGUAAAAUAAUACAAUUUUUUCUUCUAUUUAUAGGUGGAAGCAAAGGACUUGAUCAAGAAUUCCUAUCCUCGGUUUUGUUUGCUUCAGAGAAGAGAAUACGCUGUAAUGAAGAAUAGCUCCAUGUCGCAUCCAUUCGAUAGUACCCCGAAAACUCUACAGCGUGAAAGAGAUCAGGCCGGGGCCAGUGGUUCCAGAGAUAAGGGAGAUGUGAAGUCUUAUAAUCUAAAGAAGAACAAGGAGGCGGUGUCUAAGAAGCCAGAGAGCAAGCCGCCCCAAGACAUUGAUGAAAGUGCUGAGGCUUUCAUCAAGAAGUUCCGGCACCAGCUCUUGAUCCAAAGGCUCGAAUCCAUUGAGAAUUACGAGCAAAUGCUGGCAAGGGGGCUGUGAAAUACCCUGUUUCGAUCGAUCUCCGUGCCACUGUAUUAAUGGAGUUUGUGUAUCGUUUUUCAUUUGUUGCUGAUUCUUUCUACUCUUUUAAUGGAUAUGCAUGUUUUAGAGUGGAUUCAGCAUAUAUAAAGAUGAAGUUUUUGGGCAUUCAA
Molecule: messenger RNA, 803 nt
Organism: Carya illinoinensis
Lineage: Eukaryota; Viridiplantae; Streptophyta; Magnoliopsida; Fagales; Juglandaceae
Exons: 1
Coding region: 370-651 (93 amino acids)
Source: RefSeq, a predicted model, not a curated record